UGGUGAACGUGAAAUUUCAUCGCGUACCUGGUGCAACUAAGUUUUCCAACUGAUCCAGCUGGCGCCUUCAUUUCUCAUUUGCUUCCAGGCAUGGAUGUCUUUACUCUUCCACAGUGCGUCGCACAGAUCAAUGUUAUUUUAGUGCUUACUAAAAGCAACAUGGAGGAGAGAACAGGGCUCUUAUUUCUCGCUGUGCUGAGUGCUGCUUGGAUUUGUGAUGCAAGAGAAAUGGCUAAUCCUGAUCUUUGGAGAAACAAUACUGCAAAAUCAGACUCUUCGGAAGUAGCCAAGAAAAAAGAUGUUUGUGCACUUUGUGAGGAAUAUACUUCCGAGGCUCUUGAUUUCCUGACUAAAAAAGAGACCCAGGAUGAGAUCAUUGAUAUCCUUUACCAUACAUGUCAUAAGCUGCGCCCUUUAGAGCAGGAGUGUUUAAAUUUGGUGGACCUUUAUGCUCCCCGCUUUUUCUCAAAACUAGCUUCAUUGCAACCUGGAGAACUUUGUAAAAAGGCCAAUCUAUGUCAGCGAAUUGCAAAGAUUUCAUCUCAAGUCCAAGAAGAUAGUUGUGGAUUUUGCAGAGAUGCUGUCUCAGAAGUAUUGGUUAAGUUGAAUGAUCCUGACAACGAGGUUAGAAAUUUCAAUUCCUACGACUCAGCUGGAGUAGUGGAAUUUUCCUUGUUUUCUAGUAGCUUAUGA
Neltuma alba is the source of this 693-nucleotide messenger RNA. RefSeq lists its product as uncharacterized. Bases 91 to 693 code for a protein of 200 amino acids. The record is from RefSeq and is a predicted model, not a curated record. NCBI's taxonomy places the organism in Eukaryota, Viridiplantae, Streptophyta, Magnoliopsida, Fabales, Fabaceae. The transcript is spliced from 4 exons. Gene Ontology annotation, biological process: lipid metabolic process.